UCUCUCAGUUUGACAUGAGCACCGGAGCGAGGAGGCUGUGUCGCUCGCUCCGCCAGUGCAGUGUGUGACUUACCUCAGGGGAGCGAAUUAAGGGCAUAUUGGACCAUGAGUGAGAGGUUUAAGGUCUCCUCGGUGGGGGACGGGGGGCCGCAGACCAACUAUGGAUCAAUGGAGGUGGAAGACAUGGAUGACACAAUUGGUCUAAUUCCUGAGAGAAAGACGAGUGGAAGGAACUCAGCUGGGAAACGUAAAGGUAAUGCCGGCAUACUCAAGAAGAAGAGGAGGAGGAAGAGUGGUGAUCCUGUGACCGCCUCUUGUACAACACCACUAUGCCAGGAUGGUGCUGAUGACAAGCCCUUUAUGGUUGACAUGAAAGAGAUGAGUGGAUACGAAAAGAACCUCUAUCUCUACUCGGAGGAGAUGGCAGACAGGCCCCGGGUGUCUAUGAUGAUCAACUCCCUGGCCAACUACAACGCCACCAUCCCGUCUGCCGAGGAGAGUGACAACAAACCACAGAAGGCAAAGGCUAACCUGGGCACACUAAUGGGGGUCUACCUGCCUUGUAUUCAGAACAUCUUUGGCGUCAUUCUCUUCAUCCGCAUGCCUUGGAUUGUAGGGACAGCUGGAGGUGCCCUGGCCUUCACCAUUGUCUUCAUGUGCUGCUGUACGACCUUCCUUACUGGUAUCUCCAUGUCUGCCAUUGCUACAAACGGAGUGGUGCCGGCAGGGGGCUCCUACUUCAUGAUCUCUCGCUCUCUGGGACCUGAGUUUGGUGGCGCUGUGGGGCUGCUCUUCUACACAGCCACCACCGUCGCUGCGGCCAUGUAUAUCAUUGGUGCUGUGGAGAUAUUACUGACGUAUAUGGCACCAGGUAUCUCCAUCUUCGGGGACUUCACCAAGGACGCCAGCAUCAUGUACAACAACUUCCGCGUCUUCGGCACCAUUCUCCUCUGGAUCAUGUGUACCAUCGUCAGCAUUGGCGUGGCGUUCGUCAGUAAGUUCGCCGCGGUGGCCCUGGCGUGUGUCAUCGGCUCCAUCAUCGCCAUUCUCGUCGGUAUCUUCUACAACAUCAAUGGAUCCGACAAGCUGCAAAUGUGCAUCUUGGGAGCUCGACUGCUGACCCAGGUGACCAACUGCACCAAGGAACCCGGUGGCCCUCUCUGGAACAUGUACUGUGUCAAGGAGAAUAAUACUGUGUCAGAGAACGUGGAAGACUGUGACAUGUACUUCCAAACCCACAAUGUUUCGCAGAGGAGAGCCAUUGUGGGCCUUGCGUCUGGCUUGUUUACCUCCAAUCUGGGCCCACACUUUGGAAAGGAGGGGCAGAUUGUGGCAGACACCAAUGACCCUGAUGAUUACGAGUCCCUCAACAACCCCACCUACAACCAGGUCAUCAUCGACAUCACCACCUCCUUCACUGUGCUGGUUGGCAUCUUCUUCCCAUCAUGCACUGGUAUCAUGGCUGGCAGUAACAGGUCAGGUGACUUGGCCGACGCGCAGAAGAGCAUCCCUGUUGGUACACUGGCCGCCAUCUGUACCACCUUUGUGUACCUCUCUUACCUCCUCCUCUUCGCUGGCUCCUACGACAUCCUGCUUAUGCGUGACAAGUUUGGCUACAGCGUUGGGGGUCGUCUGGCCAUUGCAGCAAUAUCUUGGCCUAACGAGUGGGUCAUCUUGGUGGGGUCACUGCUAUCAACCAUCGGGGCGGGGCUGCAGUCACUCACCGGCGCCCCAAGACUCAUGCACGCCAUUAGCAAGGACAAUAUAAUUCCGUUCCUGUCGCCGUUUGGAGUGUCAUCAGCGCGUGGGGAACCUCUGCGUGCCCUGCUAAUCACUGGCUGUAUUUGUCAGCUGGCCAUCUUUAUCGGUAACCUGGACUACAUCGCCCCCAUCCUGUCCAUGUUCUUCCUCAUGUGUUACGGCUUCGUCAACCUCGCCUGUGCACUUCAGACUCUCCUGCGCACUCCCAACUGGCGACCGCGCUUCAAAUAUUACCACUGGUCCCUGUCAUUUGUGGGUCUCUCUCUGUGCAUCACUGUAAUGUUCAUGACCUCCUGGUACUACGCUCUGCUGGCCAUGCUCAUUGCCGGCAUCAUCUACAAGUACAUUGAGUUCCGAGGUGCUGAGAAGGAGUGGGGUGACGGUAUCCGUGGUCUGGCCCUCUCUGCUGCACGCUACUCUCUACUCAGACUGGAGGAAGGUCCGCCACACACCAAGAACUGGCGGCCACAGAUUCUCAUCCUGUCCAAGCUGACCAAGGAUCUCGUGCCCAAGUACAAGAAGCUGUUUACCUUCGCCUCACAGCUCAAGGCCGGCAAGGGUCUCACCAUUGCUGUGUCUGUCAUUGAGGGAGAGUAUGCGAAGAGUUACGGUGAGUCGCACGCAGCCAAGCAGAGUCUCCGCCGUGCCAUGAAUGAGGAGCGAGUGAAGGGCUUUGUGGACACGCUCAUUGCCAAGAACAUUACUGAGGGCAUUAGCCACAUCAUUCAGACUUGCGGUUUGGGCGGCAUGAAGCCAAACACUGUCAUUCUGGGCUGGCCGUAUGGUUGGCGCCACUCCCCGGACGAGAGGUCAUGGCGUGUGUUCCUGGAUACUGUGCGCAACGUGUCAGCUGCUAAGAUGGCCCUCCUUGUCCCCAAAGGCAUUAAUUUCUACCCUGAUUCUAUGUCCAAGGUUUCCGGCACCAUUGAUAUCUGGUGGAUUGUGCACGAUGGUGGUCUGCUGAUGCUGCUUCCCUUCCUGCUGCGACAACAUAAGGUGUGGAAGAACUGCAAGAUGAGAAUUUUCACUGUGGCUCAGCUUGAAGACAACAGUAUCCAGAUGAAGAAGGACCUGAAGACUUUCCUGUACCAUCUCCGCAUUGAGGCUGAGGUGGAUGUGGUAGAGCUGAUGGACAGCGACAUACAGACAUACACCUAUGAACGCACCCUAAUGAUGGAGCAACGCACACAGAUGUUGAAGGAACUCAGGCUGAACAGGAAGGAGAAGCUCAACAUAAUUGAGCCCAAUAACAUCAGGGUACAGGCCAUCGUGGACCACCACCACCCAACCGGGGAACACUCCGCCAGCAAGGUACGCUUCAAGGAGAAUGAGCCAACUGUGGACUCGGACGCAGAGGCAGAGAUGAGUGGCACGUCAGAGGACACUGAGAAGAAGAGCAAAAACGAAUGCUUCAAGAAACUACUAACUCUCAAACCGGAUGAGGCCAACGUGAGGAGGAUGCACACAGCCGUCAAACUAAAUGAGGUCAUUGUCAACAAGUCCCACAAUGCUCAGCUGGUCAUCAUCAACCUCCCCGGCCCCCCCAAGACGUCCCGCCCAGAGUCCGAGAGCAACUACAUGGAGUUCCUGGAGGUGCUGACUGAAGGGCUGGAGAGGGUGCUGAUGGUGCGGGGUGGCGGCAGGGAGGUCAUCACCAUCUACUCCUGAGUGGUGUGGUGGUGCGGAGUGGUGGUGGUGGUGGUGGCAGUGUUGCAAGUCACAUUCCACACACGCGAUGGUUGUGGGUGGUGUGGUGUGGUGUUGGUGGUGAGUGGUGAUGGUGGUGAUGGUGCAUCCUCCCCCGCCACGCUCACCUGAGGCAGGCUUGUUGACGUGUGUGAUGUGAGGCAGGCAGGUGGUGUAUGUCUGAGUGUCUGUCGGUGGGUGCCAGUGGUAAUGCCAAAUAUACCUGUUUUCCAAUGCUGUGUUGUGCCUGCGGCGUGCCAGCGAGGGUCUGCGUCUCCACACCGGGUGCCAACCGCCAGGACCCUCCCUGGCCCCCGCAGCAGUACCUGGCACUCCCUGGGACCAGUUGGCACCCUGGACUGGGUUGUGCUGUUGUACAGGCCUGGCCACCUGGUGGCGGGUCUGUAAGCUGUGUACAUAAAAAGUUAUGUGAUUAGUGUUCCAAAGGUACAAUGAGUGAUGAAAUCUUUAAUAUAUAUAUACAUACAUACAUAUAUAUAUAUAUAUAUAUAUAUAUAUAUAUAUAUAUAUAUAUAUAUAUAUAUAUAUAUAUAUAUAUACACAUACUUAUGAUUUAUUUUAGUUUAGAUUAGAAAAGUUGCAAAGUUAUGCUUGGUAUUUUUUUCCACUAUUUAUACGUUGGGUUGGUGUGAACGCUCCGGCGAGUUGUGUAGUCACAAUACUCAACUUUAAAAUGAUGGUGUGAUGGUGUCCCCAGACAGUGAUGUGCUGUGACACCCUAACUCAGGACACAGAGGCAGUGGCGGCAGCAGCGGCAGCAACAGUGACGGGCAGCUACGAGGCAGUGACGUGUGUGUGGCCGGAACAUUUGUUGUGCUGCUCGGCCAGACUACACCUGCUGCCGUGACACUGGCGGCUGGCGGCACACUCCCUGGUGUGGCAUCGGCCUGCCACGCCCUGCCAGCCUGCACACUGGGUGGUGGUGGCAGCAGCAGUGGCGGCCGGGCCACACCACGGCCGCUGGAGGCAGCUGGAGGCAGCUGCUGUGACACCAUCCUGUGCUGCUUGCGUCAAGUUUGGCUACUUAGGAGGUCUUUGUUGUGAUUGUAGUACAUUAAGUUGAUUGUCAAUGUAAGAAGAAAGUCUCUAAUGAUUACUGUUGACUAAUAUUAAUUAGCCCACAAAGCAAAUAAAAUAGAAGACCAAAUGC
This is a messenger RNA of Portunus trituberculatus (swimming crab), 4618 nucleotides long. It is a transcript of the gene kcc, whose product is annotated as solute carrier family 12 member 4-like. Lineage: Eukaryota; Metazoa; Arthropoda; Malacostraca; Decapoda; Portunidae. Gene Ontology annotation, molecular function: potassium:chloride symporter activity. Gene Ontology annotation, biological process: cell volume homeostasis; chloride ion homeostasis; chloride transmembrane transport. Gene Ontology annotation, cellular component: membrane. The record is from RefSeq and is a predicted model, not a curated record.